This is a messenger RNA of Xenopus laevis (African clawed frog), 1753 nucleotides long. It is a transcript of the gene vim.S, whose product is annotated as vimentin S homeolog. Lineage: Eukaryota; Metazoa; Chordata; Amphibia; Anura; Pipidae. The record is from RefSeq and is marked provisional. Gene Ontology annotation, cellular component: axon; plasma membrane; cytoplasm. Gene Ontology annotation, molecular function: structural constituent of cytoskeleton; structural molecule activity. Gene Ontology annotation, biological process: intermediate filament organization.
AGUCCUGCUGAAGUACUAGCUGGGUGAGGACAAGGGAGAAACCUUAGCACCAACAUGGCAACAACCAAGUCAUCUUACAGAAGGAUUUUCGGGGGGAACCCUAGGUCGAGCUCAUCUGGAAGUCGCUAUGUGACUUCCAGCUCUCGGUACUCCCUGGGCAGUUCCAUGCGCCCGGGCACCAGCAGCAGCAGAAUGGUCUAUUCCACCUCUGCCUCCCCCGCCGUCUUCAAGUCGUCCUCGGUCAGACUGAGGAGCAGCCUCCCCCCGGCCAGAAUGGCAGACUCCGUGGACUUCACCCUGGCAGAUGCCGUCAACCUCGAGUUUAAAGCCAACAGGACCAACGAGAAGGCGGAGAUGAUCGAGCUCAACGACAGGUUCGCCAACUUCAUCGACAAGGUGCGAUUCCUGGAGCAGCAGAACAAGAUCCUGGUGGCGGAGCUGGAGCAGCUGAAAGGGAAGGGCACCUCGCGGAUAGGGGAUCUCUAUGAGGAGGAGAUGAGGGAGAUCCGCCGACAAUUGGAUCAGGCGAUCAACGAGAAAGCCCGAGUAGAAGUGGACAGAGACAACCUGGGCGACGACCUCCAGCGACUGAGAGAAAAGCUUCAAGAUGAAAUGAUCCAAAGAGAAGAAGCAGAAGGCAACCUGCAGUCAUUCAGACAGGAUGUGGAUAAUGCCUCUCUGGCACGCAUUGACUUGGAGAGGAAGGUUGAGUCCUUACAAGAAGAGAUUGUUUUCCUGAAAAAACUCCAUGAUGAGGAAAUCCGAGAACUUCAGCUUCAAAUUCAGGAGUCACAUAUCCAGGUUGACAUGGAUGUGUCGAAACCGGAUCUCACUGCUGCCCUACGUGAUGUCCGCCAGCAGUAUGAGAAUGUGGCUUCUAAAAAUCUUGCAGAUGCCGAAGACUGGUACAAGUCUAAGUUUGCUGACCUGUCGGAAGCUGCUAAUCGUAACAAUGAAGCUCUGCGUCAGGCUAAGCAGGAUACCAAUGACUACCGCAGACAGAUCCAGACUCUAACCUGCGAGAUUGAUGCAAUGAAAGGAUCUAACGAGUCUUACGAACGCCAAAUGCGAGAAAUGGAGGAGAACUUUGCCCUUGAAGCUGCUAAUUAUCAGGACACUAUUCAACGCCUGCAAGAGGAGAUCCAGAACAUGAAGGAGGAGAUGUCUCGGCACCUGAGAGAGUACCAGGAUCUGCUCAAUGUUAAGAUGGCUCUUGAUAUUGAGAUUGCUACUUACAGGAAACUCCUGGAGGGAGAGGAGAGCAGAAUUACCAUUCCUGUACAUUCCUUUUCUACAAUGAGCCUGAGAGAAACCAACCUCGAUUCUCACCCAGUGGACACUCAUUCCAAACGCACUCUGCUCAUCAAGACUGUGGAGACAAGAGAUGGACAGGUUAUUAAUGAAAGCUCCCAGCACCACGAUGACCUGGACCUGGACCUGGAGUGAAAUUGAAAUAUCCGGAACAUAACCAGAGAACCUUUACCAGCACCGUAAUAGCGUUGUGUUUUAAAAUUUGAAGAAAACCAGCUUUCAAGUGCCUUUUGCAGUUAAUUGGAGAGCGCAAGAUAGGGAUAAGCUAGCUGACAGUUAGGAGUUUGGUUUGGCAAGGACAGGCAGUGAGCUUCUUCUGUCUAGUUUACAGACUAUGUAAUAGCAAUUAUCUUGUGCCGCAAUACUGUUUUUACAUUCCCAAGAAAAAAAAAGCUUUUUUUAUUUCCAGGCAAUGUGCAGCCAGUGCUUCAAUAAAUCUUUA